Messenger RNA from Protopolystoma xenopodis, 822 nucleotides. Lineage: Eukaryota; Metazoa; Platyhelminthes; Monogenea; Polystomatidea; Polystomatidae. The record is from the annotation of a GenBank genome assembly.
AUGAGUUUCAAACAGCUUAAAAAAGCCAGUGACUUCAAGGCUGAGAAAAAGCAAGAAAUACUGCAGCGAAAUGCGUUUAAGGCAGCAACAAAUGCGACUCAUCACCUGCAGCCGCUCAAUAGCUUAGACGGCACCAUCAAUAAGUCACUUGGUUCUGGUACUUUAAUCCGUACUCCACAUACCUCAACUUCGCUGCUACAUUUACAAUCAACUACAGGACCAGUAGGUAUUUCUUCAAACUUAAAAGAAGAUCUGAAAAGUCUUUUAAUGACAAAACGAUCUUCUCACGAAACACCGUCUCUGGAAGAUACCGUGUCCUCCUUACCGAUACAUAGUCAGCUAAUAAGCCACCGGUGUAAACGCGGUAGUAACGCACCUUCAAACGAAAGUGUUCUGCUGGCUUUAGGUCUUUUUCCCGCUACUUCUGCCAUCACAGUCGGCCUCCGAGGAGAAUUACAAUCGAUUCGACAGUCAACUGGAGAGCAAGAAAGUUUUGUGCUCGAAGAGGCUGCUACAAAACGGCUAGAAAAAAAUAGAGAAAAAAUAGAAGAAACAACGAUCAUUCUCGAUAAGGACGAGACAAGACUAAAAGAUAUCAAAGACUAUGACAAGGAAUUGGUUUAUAAAGAUAGUGAAAGUGUAGAAUCAACUAGUUAUUCUAGGCCAAUAAAGAACUUCCCAUUAACCUCAAAGGCAGGUUCACUCUCUGGGGAAAUGCCAAUGAUUCGAAAUCUCCGAAUGGACAAGAUUAUUUCCAGUCUUCGGACCCCUGGCUGCGGCCAAAAUUCUGGACAUUCUGAUAACUCACAGCUGGCAGAUGUU